GGGUUGUUGGAGCCGAGCAGAGACAGGAGGCGACCUCCUUGCAACAGGCGAGGGCGGCGGUUCCUGCUCGGAGGGAAAGCGAGGGCGGGCUGGCUGGCGAGCGGCGCUAUGGAAGGGGCGCAGCUGCUGCUGGAGCUGGCUAACUGGAGCACGAUUCUGGUGUGCGCCGUCCUCAAGCUGCCGCAGGGCUUCGUUUUGCUGGCGGCUAAAUCCGCCGCGGGACUCAGCUUGGAGAGUUUGGUGCUGGAGCUGAGCGGCUUCCUUGUCUGCCUGCGGUACCACAGUUACUAUAGUUAUCCUCUGUCAUCAUAUAUAGAAUACCCCAUCAUCAUUGCACAAGAUGUCGUUCUCUUGCUGUUUGUUCUACACUACAGUGGCAAAAUGAGGCAUGCUUUGCCUUACACUAUCGUAUUUGUGGGGGGAUGGUAUGUGCUAGGUCUGCAGAAAUGGAUAGUGGACCUGGCUAUGAAUUUGUCCACUCUAAUCAGUGCAGCAAGUAAAUUUGCUCAGCUCAGAUGUCUCUGGCAGACUAAAGAUUCUGGACAAGUGAGCACUUUGACUUGGAGUUUAGCUACAUACACCUGUGCAGCAAGAAUAUUCACAACACUGAUGACAACAAAGGAUUUAACAGUUCUUUUCCGUUUUGUGGUCAUGAUGGCUCUUAAUGUAUGGGUCACAGCAACUAUAUUGCGUUACAGGAAGAUUGCUAAGAAGACUGAUUAAAACAUGAGCUCUUCUGCCUAUUUUAAGUAGUCUUGAGGAUGAAGCCAAUAUAAAAGCCUACCAUUAGGACCAAAAGUAUUAAGCUUGCAGGAAAUGUACAUUCCAUUUAAUAGGAGACUAUUGAUGUUUACAUUGAAAAUGGAACUCCAUUAUAUUUACCAAGCUCCACAAGUCUUUUGAAAUAUGCACAUGCUUACCAUGUGGUUUUUCUAAAACAAGUUCAUAUUUGGAGUCUACCAUCUUAACAUUUGUUUUUCAAAUUUACUGGACUAUGUACCCAAUCGACUUUUCAAAACUUCCCAUUCCUGAAUGAUCUUUCUCCACAUAUUUCAGCCAAGGUAUGAGCAUAUCUCCUACUAUACAGUAAGCCUUAUCACAGAGUAUGCUAAAAUUACAGCAUUUAUAGAUAUUUCAGAUACCUUUCACCUAUCACAACUCAGGAAAUUAAAGAAAAAUGCAUACUGUAUGAAAGGGCUUCCAAGCCUGUUGCGGUAUUUUGAGAAGGUUCUUGUUCUAUCUAAUUGACAAAUCAACUGUCCUGAACUGCCAAAAGUUUAGUAGAGUUUAUUUCUUACUGGAAUUGCCUUUCUCUGGAUUGGGAUAGAGUAUUUUUGCACAUUAAUCCUUGCUGGCCAUUUACUUAUCCCAUUAAAAGAGACUUUAUAGAAUGCAUUUAUAACCUUUUGAAGACAGCCAUGAAAUUUUGUAUGUUUAGGAAUCCAUGGAGUGAAAAUAAAGUUUUCAAUGAAAUGA
Heteronotia binoei (common prickly gecko) is the source of this 1476-nucleotide messenger RNA. RefSeq names its product solute carrier family 66 member 3 (gene SLC66A3). The record is from RefSeq and is a predicted model, not a curated record. The transcript has 7 exons. Lineage: Eukaryota; Metazoa; Chordata; Lepidosauria; Squamata; Gekkonidae. Bases 109 to 723 code for a protein of 204 amino acids.